This is a messenger RNA of Naegleria fowleri, 2025 nucleotides long. RefSeq lists its product as uncharacterized. The record is from RefSeq and is a predicted model, not a curated record. Gene Ontology annotation, biological process: lipid metabolic process. The transcript has a single exon. The coding region runs from base 1 to 2025 and encodes 674 amino acids. Lineage: Eukaryota; Heterolobosea; Eutetramitea; Acrasida; Naegleriidae.
AUGCCCAUCAACAAGUCAACCGACACCCUUGAAGUGCCAUACAAGGAUGAACACAGUGUUCUCUAUGAGCAUCAUCAAAAGCUCAACAACAAUCAAUCACCAAAAACACCUGCACUCACAGUAUCACCUUUGGAAGAGGGAGAUCAAUUGGCAGUUCAAACCAUUGUGGAAGAAGAGAAAAAGCUUGAAGAAAGUGAUUUUUCAAAAUCUGGAUUUCAAAAGACAAAAAGUCUUUUUAAAAUUGCAACGGAUAUGAUGAAACAUAGCGAAUGGGAAUGGUCUGAUUCUAUCGGAUUGGGUUAUUAUUUAAAUUUUAGAAAAGAAAAAAUCGAACGUGAUUUUUCUCAUGUGAUUGAUGAAGCCUUUAAAUACAAUUCCGAUAAGAGAUGUUUUGUAAAAAACGAUACAGAAAUUAGUAUUGACACUAUUGAACUAUGGAAAGAGUAUAUCACUUGUAUUAGACUUCUUUUUAAGGAAUAUGAUAAUUUGAUUUUGAAAACAACUUUUGAUUAUGCAGAUAUUUUAGAGUAUGAACCAAAGGGAAAUGCACAAAGAAGUGCAUAUGCGAUUUGUAGAGACACAAACCGAAAAAGUUUAUUACUAUUGAUCGAAGGAACUAAAUCUUUCCAUGAUCUCCUUACAGACCUCAACGCAGAAGCUUUUGCUUUUAAAUGUGACGCCUUUUCAUCAUCGGAGAAUCAUUUUGUUCAUUCUGGGAUGCUUGAACGAGCGUAUUGGUUUUAUUAUCAAAUUAUUCCAAAAAUUGAAAAAUAUUUGAAAAAAGAUUUUCCUGAUUACUCAUUCACCAUUGUUGGUCACUCAUUAGGUGCUGGAACGGCUGCCAUUCUAACAUUGCUCCUUGUGACCAAGAUGCCAAAUAUUAGAUGCUUGGCAUUUGCUUGUCCUAAAAUUUUCUCUCAUGAACUUGCACGAUCCGAUUUGGUAAAACGAUAUAUUACCACUUUUAUCAAUCAAGACGAUUUUGUUCCAUUGUUUUCUGUCGAGAGCUUUAGAGAAUUUAAAAUUAAGAGAAUGACUAAUUGGAAAUCAGAAGUGAUGAACGAAACUCAGCUUGGAAAAUUUCUAAAAUCUACAGACACUUUACUCGAUCAGAGCGGAGUGUAUAAUGCUUUUUCUAGCCUAAAAAACGGAAUCAUGAGUGGAUACAAUUACAUUGUCAAUGGUUCGGAGAAAAACAGUCAACAAAAAUCUCCAACAACAUCUACACCUCCUUCUAUUAAGAAAAAAUCUCUGCCUCCUUUACCUAAAAGUCUUACCAAAAAGAGACUUAUUAAGGUGCAAGAAUUUAAGGAUCAACAAGUUGAUGAAGAAGAUGAUCUCUUUUUUUCAAAUCUUGUCAAGCAAUACGAAGAAAGCAUUUCACAACAAGACUCAGUUGUCGAUGAAACAACUAAAGAGUCAUGCUCUCAAAAUCAAUUUACCAAUAGCACGGAUGGUAUUGUGACUUGUGGAGAAGCAACUGAUUUACGACAAGAAAAUGUUGUUGAUGCCAGCACGACUAUCAUUUCAAGUUCAGAUGAGACUGUUGUUGAAGAAGAAUUAGAGAGUCACUCACAAACCACCUUUGAAAUCUCUUCACAAAAUGCAAGUGAUGGGGAUUCAGUUCAAAAAUCUGAAUCAACAAUUAGUGUCAGUUCAGUAUCAACUACAAGUAAUGUACAAACAUCGAUGAGAGAGCUUCCAAAGUUACCUCAAUCUUUCACAACUGGAGUUCACUUAUAUUCUCCAGAAACUUUAUUUUUAUUGAGAACAAUUGAUUCCAAGGUGUAUCUCAAACAAUGCAAACCUUCAGAGUUUGAACAUCUUGAUUUUGUUGGAAGUUAUGUUGCUGAUCAUUUUUCAAAAAGUUAUAUUGCCUCUCUGGAAGGUUUGUUGCAGAGCACCAAUCGAAAAUUACCUCCAUUACCUUCAAGUUUGCUCGCAAAAAAGAUGAUUGCUGACCUUCACCAGGAUGAAACUCCUCAGCAACAAUCACCAAUGGGAGCUGACAGCACACAAAUGUAA